Messenger RNA from Pisolithus orientalis, 1240 nucleotides. RefSeq lists its product as uncharacterized. Bases 171 to 1154 code for a protein of 327 amino acids. Gene Ontology annotation, molecular function: oxidoreductase activity; zinc ion binding. The record is from RefSeq and is a predicted model, not a curated record. Gene Ontology annotation, cellular component: mitochondrion. NCBI's taxonomy places the organism in Eukaryota, Fungi, Basidiomycota, Agaricomycetes, Boletales, Pisolithaceae. The transcript has 10 exons.
GUGAUCUGUGGCGUCCUGUGCAUCGGCUGUUUCAUAAGCCGAGCCCCGGUGCAAAACAAACGUUUAAACUAUCCAAGAGGCACAGCAGGUCGUGACUGGCUAUCUAGCAGCCGCCAACUCUCGUGACCCCCAACCAUUUCUUAUCAUUUUCCAUAGCCCAGUGCUAAGCAAUGAGAGCGUACGUGGUGAAUCGAAAUGUGCACCCGUCUGAGUUGGCGCUUGUUUCAGGUGCGCCGGUGCCCACACCCAAGGCAGACGAGAUUAUUGUGGAUGUCUACUCUGCUGCGCUUAACUUUUUCGACAUUCUCCAAUCUCAGGGAAAGUAUCAAGUAAAGCCACCAUUCCCCUUUGCAUUGGGGGCAGAGUUUGCGGGGAGAGUAGCAAUUGACUCUCCCAUCCCGGAAGGUUGUAAAUUCCGUCCAGGGGAUAGAGUCUUUGGCAUGGCCCAAGGGUUGACAAAUAUGCUUCCUGACAACCUCAGUUUUGACCAAGGUGCUGGACUGUAUAUCACAUGGCCAACCAGCUAUGAAGCUCUCGUAGGUCGGGCAGAGCUGAAGUCGGGCGAAACUAUCCUUGUUAAUGCCGCCGCGGGUGGCGUUGGCAUCGCCGCAGUUCAGAUUGCCAAAGCUAUUGGGGCUAUAGUUAUUGCUGCUGCAGGAUCUUCACCAAAAUUAGACGUCCUUAAGCAACUUGGAUCGGCCGAUUACACUGUGGAUUACUCGAAGCCUGGUUGGCAAAAGCAAGUGCUACAAUUUACCGGUGGAGAAGGAGUGGACGUUGUGUUCGACCCGGUUGGAAGGAUCGCAGAUUCUCUUAAGUGCAUAGCUUUCAAGGGAAGAGCGCUAGUGAUUGGCUUCGCAUCUGGUAACAUCGAAAAGCUGUCGCUGAAUUUGGUACUACUCAAGAAUGUUUCCAUCAUGGGUCUGCACUGGGGAUUAUAUGAGCGGAAAGAGGCGUCUCGGAUUCCAGAAGUAUGGGAUGCAUUGCUUGGGUUGUUUUCCUCUGGGCGUGUCAAGCCCGUGAUCUACUCCAGGAUCUACUCGCUGGAAAAUGCGAUGGAGGGCCUGCUUGCGCUGGGAAGGCGGGAGACAUGGGGAAAGGUGAUCGUCCGCGUUCGUGAUAAGAACCAAGAACAUGUUACAAGCAAGCUUUGAGGCCACUUGGCGGUGACUGGGGUCCCAUACAAAUUUCAUAAGCAUGUAACUCCUGUAAACUACUGGCACCCAAUAACAGCCUUCGC